Molecule: messenger RNA, 1368 nt
Organism: Amorphotheca resinae ATCC 22711
Lineage: Eukaryota; Fungi; Ascomycota; Leotiomycetes; Helotiales; Amorphothecaceae
Exons: 1
Coding region: 1-1368 (455 amino acids)
Source: RefSeq, a predicted model, not a curated record
AUGUCCACCCUCCAUUCAACCAUCGAUGCUCUGGCCGCCCUCUGCACCUCCGUCCCCGAGUGGAAUGCCCGCCUCGACGAACUCAAUGGCCAGAUCGCCCUCCGCCAGGUCGAGCUCGCCCGUCUGACCGACGACCACGCCCCCGCACGCUCGCUGAAGCACCAAGGCUCGACCGAGUCGCUCCGGCCGAAGGAUGGGGCCGAGAACCCUUCUGCGGGCGACGACGAUGCAAAGGGCCUCGAGUCGAGUCCCUUACCCGCCCAGAAGUCCAAGGGCGCCCCCCCGCGCCCGAGCUCACUAACCGCGGGACGGUCCGCAGCCGUUGUGACCCCUCCUCCCCCUCGCCACCACGAAUCUCCGGGCCCUUCAACAGGCGCACAGGCUCGACAACACGCCCAUGGCCAUGGCCACGGCCACGGCCACGCUGCCUCUCCUGCCCACCAGCCUCGAACCGGGCUCGGCAAGCUGCGGAAACGAAAGACCGAAUCUGUUGCCUCGGGCGAAUCCCUCGCCCCGAAAUACAGAACCAGAUCCAUGAUCAUCGUAUACUAUGACAGCGCGGUCCAGACGGCGUUUGAGGAGCUGGUGAAGUUUGUGAGUGGGAGCAGGAAUGCGAUGCGGAAGGGGAGGAUGGCGGCUAAGAUGGCGGAGAUGCGUCGAGCGGCGGAGCUGGAGGUCGAAGCAGACGGCGAUGAUGAUGACGAGGAUGAAGAGGGGGUACAAUUGAUCGGCCUGUCCGCCAAGAAUCGGAGUCUGUCCGCGGCACAGGGGAAGGAAGGCGCCUCCUCCUCGAAGGCAGACCCAGCCUUGCCGCGGCCUCGAUCUUCACGACACGGGAGCGGCCUGUCCGGGGACGCGAAACCCGAUAAUCUCGGGAGUGUCCUCAGCGCAGGGAUCCUCAAGGGGUACAUGCGAGGCGGGGAAGGGGCGGCGACGGCCAUCUUCGACGAGAUCGACAAGGGGCUCGAGUGGUGCCAGAGCCAGUGCGAGCACGCGGCGCAUCAGUUCCUGCGGGACGGCGACUGCAGCACGGAGAUCGAGAACAUCAAGCGGAAGCUGCUCGAAGUCAAAGCGAUGGCCGAGAAGGAGAAGGAGAAGCUGCAGAAGGAGGAGGCCUCGACGCCCGCGGGCCGGGCCGCCGCUCUGCUCGAAGAGAGCGGCGGCGGUGCUGCGAAACCCCCGCCGGUCCGCGUGCGGCGGGACAUCACCGCCCCGCGCGAUCAUCAUCUCGUGGUCGACGAUGAUCUGGCAGCGGACCACAUGGCCAUCGACGAUAUGGACGUGGACGACAUGGCAGUCGACGAAGUAAUCGAGGAUCUCAACCCCUCAAAACUCGUCUUCAAGCGCUCACGAGAUAUCGGGCAUUGA